AUUUCUUCAAAAUGAUGAAAUUCUUUCAUUUUCCAUUAUGUGCUACGCUAUUCAGUUUAAUAAUUUGUAACUUAUUACUUAUAAGUAGUUGGAAAAUAUCACAGAAACGUGCCAAUUCCUUUUUAACGCUAGUUUUUGUACACGGUGGUGAUGAUGCACGUCUGAGUCAUUAUGAUGCUGUAGACUUUUGUCGACAACUUCCUACAAAUCUUAACCUGCUGAAUGAAACCUACGUGAAAAGUGUUGUGAAUAAUAAUGUCACCUUGAAGGAUUAUCUGAAUAAUAGUUCUAAAGACUAUAUUACUACCAGUACAAUAACCAAUAAUGAUACAACCACUACUACUAAUACUAUUACUGUCAAUAGUGGUAAUAAAAACACUAGUAAUGGACUAAAUCCUGUUGAAUACAUUGUACAUGGUGAGUUACUGUCGCUUCAUAGUCCAGCAAUGAUACAUGUUUUAAUGAGUUGGAUACUGUCUAUUGAAGCAAGACAAUUUUGGAUUGGUGGAUUAGUGAAACUAAUUCAACAUGAAUUCAAUGGUCAAGAUAGACACUUAAUUCAGACAUGGACAGAUCAUACACCAGUUACUAUACGCUUUCUUCAUUAUUAUAAUCCAUUGAUAUUAAAACUAUAUCCAAAUGAAAUUGCUUGUCUAUCUGUUGAUUAUGCUAGCGGUAAAUGGGGUGUACAUUAUUGUAAUGAAAGAAAAUAUUUUGUAUGUGAACUUGUGAGAAUACCGAAGAUAUUACGUGAAGUAGUGAAUAAUGUAACAGUGUCAAAAAUGGAACAUCAUUUACAGUCUUUAAAUAUGUCUGAUAACAAUCAGUAUAAAACUCAUCAGAACAAUACACAUGAAAAUGUAACAACAAUUGAUAAUUUGCAUCAACUCACUAAUCAUUCUAUAAAGACAAAUGAUACUUAUCAUAGAGAAGAAGGAAGUAAUUAUACCACUUUAACAACAAUGACUACUCCAUAUACACAAACAACGUCAAUGAAUUUCAAUUUGACAACAAUUAACACAACAGUAACAAUGACAAAUACUACUGAAAUAUCUAAAAAAUGAACUAAGUAGUGUAAUCUAAUAAGUGUGUAUUGUAUUAAAUAAAAGGUUUUUUUCCACU
Heterobilharzia americana is the source of this 1122-nucleotide messenger RNA. The record is from the annotation of a GenBank genome assembly. Lineage: Eukaryota; Metazoa; Platyhelminthes; Trematoda; Strigeidida; Schistosomatidae.